GACAAACCCUUUCUUUCACGUGAUAUUAUCGAUGGGCUAUGUACGAGAUAUUCCUGGAUAUCAGUUCAUAUCCAAUGCUACAGAUAAACAAACAUUCGCAUUCACGUCACUAAUGUGGUAUUCAUCGAAGCGUGAAGAGUCUCCAUGUCUGUUGAUGAGGGACAAGGUUCUUUGCGGCACUUCUAACAUGCUGUUUCUUUCACCCCCCGCCCGAAAAUUUUACAUCAUUUGACACAGUGGGACCUUUGCGGUGGGUGUUCACUGUUCACAAGGUCAGAAUACGAAGCGAAUGUAUGUGCACUGGUGAAAGGGCAACAGAGCCUGCUGCACCUAUAAAGUGUCGCACUUCUUUGCCCUGCACAACAGUACAAGCCACACGUACACUCCUACUCUUGCGUCUUUCAUCGGCAUGUUUCUUUUCUGGCUCAACAUCAGAGUUACAAAUGUGUUCGAGCUACUAUGGUAUAUAACAGUGUCCCCACCGCCGACUGCGGAUAUUCCAGAGAAAAGGCCUUCAACUCCUGCGUCUCCUCCGUCCAAGCCCCUUGCUCCUCCGGUUAAACCCAUCUCACCCCUAUUUGCGCUGGUUAUUGGCAUCGACAAAUACCUUUCGAACGAGGUCCGACAUCUGAAGGGUGCAGUUGCCGAUGCUGACGCAGUCAAUACAUUUUUGCAAGAGACUCUCCUCGUUCCAAAGGACCAAAUCAAGAAUCUUCGCAACAAGGAUGCCACGAGAGUUACUAUCGAGACGGAGAUUAAGAGGCUUGGGGACAAUUCAGCAAUCAAGAAGGACGACCCGAUUCUCAUCUACUAUGCAGGGCAUGGAGCCGAAGCGAAAGCCCCGUCCCGAUGGCCCACCGACAACGGGAAGAUACAAAUGCUGGUUCCACACGACUUUGACCCCAACGGGUCGACCGACUCCGAGCGAGGUCAAGGAGUACUAGAUAUGAGGCUCUCUCAUCUUCUCGCAGACCUCGCUAUGAAAAAGUCAGACAACAUUACUGUCAUUCUUGAUUGUUGUCACUCUGGCUCGGGAACGCGAACAGGCAACCUUGAUCCGACCUUCGCCGUACGCGGGAUCGAGCUCCCAGAGACUUACACUAUCCCUCAAGGCCUUUUGAAUGGCGUUGAGCCAAAUGCUCGGGAGAGUGUCGUUCCAAAGAAAUACGAAAAUAGGGGUCUCCGGUCACACAUGCUCCUUUCAGCAUGUAGGCGGGGGCAAACAGCCAGAGAGACAGUAAGUGGCAUAGAGAAAGGUCAACAAGCCGGUGCCUUUACUACGGCGCUGUUGGAGUUGUUGAAGAAAAGGGGCAUUGACAAGCUUGCUUACAAGGACGUAAUAACCAAUCUGCCUGAUCUUCCCACGCAAGAUCCACAGUGCGAAGGAGUCCACCAAAAUCGAUGUCUUUUCAAUUCCAAAGUAACCAACCCACAAUGCGAAUUAUACCCCAUCCAUGCCUCUGGCAUGCCGGGACGGUACACUUUGGAAGCUGGCGAGGCCCAUGGGAUCACAAGCAAGGCCGAGUUCGUUGUCUUCGCAGAUAGAAACAUGGUAUCUGAGCUUGGAACUGUCGUUGCUUCAACCACCACCGCUUUCACCACCACGUGCGAUUUCGCUCCGCGCGGUGAUGAAACACCAUUCUCCCUUGCUAGUAUUGGAUAUGCUUUGCAGGCUCGAGUCGGCGAGGGACAGGAUAUUCGCCUUUUCAUCGAACCUGACAUAAAAUUACUCAAUGUCUUUAAGCAGAUAGCCAACGAGAUGCAAAGCAUCGAAGCAGCAAAGAGGCGAUUCCGUUUGGUGGAGAAGCGUGACGAUAAGCCGCAUCUGGUCAUUGGCGCGGAUGGUGAUGUUGUCCAUUUCGAGGUCAUGGAUGAGCGCUGUCGACAACAUGGGCUAACACACAUGCCAUUCAAAGUCAAAAUCGAUGAUUCAGACACUAUCCACCGCAUUCUUCAAAGUUCCGCUGAUUUCUACUGGCACCUUUAUCGUUCUACUAGCCAAGGGGCCCCCCUCUCCAGCAACGUCACGCUCGAGUGUAUGAAGCUUAAAGAGACCGGGAGGUUCACAGAUGAUUUACAAGAGAUUUUGGAACCCGAUGGCGAUAAUCUGAACAUUGAAGGUGUGAUUUCCGUCGAUGUCGAUGAGGAUGCGAUGUAUGGAUUCAAGAUAACCAAUAUGAUGUCGGUACCUCUUUAUGUUUCGAUGUUCUAUUUUGAUGUCAGUGAUUUGAGCAUCGAUUCGUACUAUCAACCGGGAAGCGCAAAAGACGGCGCCGUUGAUGUUUGUCUUCCUGCCAGAGAGUCGUUGACCAUCGGGUACGGCGCGAGUGGGAGUGUGCCGCAUAUGUACGCACUAAGGGAGGGACAAGAUGUUGAUGUUGGCUUCUUGAAGCUCUUCUUCUCGACGGAGUAUAUAGACUUGUCGGGCAUCGUCCAGAAGUCGCCUUUCGUCGGCGACCGCGAGAGCAAGUCAAAACCGAUGAAAAGGAAACCUGUAUGGGACUCGAUAUGUGUCACACUUGUUCAGCGGGCAGGUUCAGCUACUGGGCCGUGAAGAUGAAACGUGGCGUUCAUAUCGGUAUGUACUUUCCUUUGGAUUCGAUACCUUCAGCGGCUGCCUUGUCAUUGUUUCCCUUCCACUCUGCAGUCUAUUCGUGAUACACGAUGUGUAGUCAUACCAUCAUACGAGAAAGCAGUUCACGUUCUUAGUUUCGUACACAGCGUUCCAUAAAAAAUGACCACCAUAUUCCUUCGGCUUCUUCAUCUUUUAGGUGCAUGGUGUAGAAUUCAGAGCGUAGGAAAGAUAUCUGAUCAAUG
Messenger RNA from Guyanagaster necrorhizus, 2817 nucleotides. RefSeq lists its product as uncharacterized. The transcript is spliced from 10 exons. Gene Ontology annotation, molecular function: cysteine-type endopeptidase activity. The coding region runs from base 410 to 2554 and encodes 714 amino acids. NCBI's taxonomy places the organism in Eukaryota, Fungi, Basidiomycota, Agaricomycetes, Agaricales, Physalacriaceae. Gene Ontology annotation, cellular component: cytoplasm. Gene Ontology annotation, biological process: proteolysis. The record is from RefSeq and is a predicted model, not a curated record.